UGUUUCCAUGGGAAUGACAGAACAAAGAUCUUUCUUUUUCUCUCUGUGUCAGGAACUUACCUCUUUCAAGUUAUAACAUUUCCUAAGGCCUUUGAAUCAUCAUUUUCUAUAAGUGAAGAUCGUCAAGGUGAAAAGUUUAUUCCUUUCACCUUUCAAGAUCAUCCUCUGUUUAGAACAGAGUAUCUCUAAAACGAAGCACCGACUCUUGUUUAUUGAUUCCAUGGCUUUGACUUCGUGCCUAAAGACUGGAGUAGUUCCUAUGUCUCCGACCACCGGAUGUAAUCUUUCCGGCAGUUUCUUGAAGUCGGAAAGUAACUUCUCUGUGCCGACGAAGUUACAGAGCAUUGGAAGGAGUGAUAAAGAGAGGUUGAGAGUACAAGCAGUGUUCAGCUUUCCUCCGGCGUUUCUAACAAGGAACGGUCGAGCAGAGAAGCAGAAACAGCUGAAGCAGGAUCUUCUAGAAGCCAUUGAGCCUCUUGAACGUGGGGCAACGGCUUCUCCUGAUGACCAGCUUCGGAUUGAUCAGUUGGCACGUAAAGUGGAAGCAGUUAAUCCAACCAAGGAGCCUCUGAAAUCUGAUUUAAUCAAUGGGAAGUGGGAGCUCAUUUACACAACCUCUGCUUCUAUUUUGCAGGCUAAGAAACCAAAGUUCUUGAGAUCAAUAACAAACUACCAGUCUAUCAAUGUGGAUACUCUCAAGGUUCAAAACAUGGAGACUUGGCCUUUCUUCAACUCGGUAACUGGAGACAUAAGACCCCUUAAUUCAAGGAAGGUUGCCGUGCAGCUCAAAGUGUUUAAAAUUCUCGGCUUUAUUCCUGUAAAUGCACCGGAUACCGCACGUGGUGAACUAGAGAUUACUUAUGUGGACGAGGAACUAAGGUUGUCAAGGGGUGACAAAGGCAACUUGUUUAUAUUGAAGAUGUUCGAUCCCACUUAUCGAAUCCCUCUCUGAAAAAAAACAUAUGGUUCCCAAGCCAUCAUACACAUACACACACACCCCAUCUCUUGUUCUAUCUCUCUUCAUCAUAUGUAUAGAUGAAUGUUUCUUCUUCUACAAACAUAAGAGCAAUAAAAGACAAGAGACGAGCUCUAAUCUCAAAUUUUAACUUUUGUAAUUGUAAUCAGAUGAAAAGCUCAAAAACUUUGAAACUUGUUGUGUCUCUUGUUUGAAGUGGACUGAAAUGUAAUGAAUAAACAACUCCUUGUUGUCUGUGUUU
Molecule: messenger RNA, 1217 nt
Organism: Eruca vesicaria subsp. sativa (arugula)
Lineage: Eukaryota; Viridiplantae; Streptophyta; Magnoliopsida; Brassicales; Brassicaceae
Source: the annotation of a GenBank genome assembly